Helianthus annuus (common sunflower) is the source of this 1668-nucleotide messenger RNA. RefSeq lists its product as uncharacterized. Lineage: Eukaryota; Viridiplantae; Streptophyta; Magnoliopsida; Asterales; Asteraceae. The transcript is spliced from 4 exons. Bases 1 to 1668 code for a protein of 555 amino acids. The record is from RefSeq and is a predicted model, not a curated record.
AUGACAUUGUGCAAUAUCUUAAAGCAUGAUGGUGGUCUUCAAGCUACUCAACGAAUGUCCGUUGAAGAGCAAGUUGCAAGAUUUUUGCAUAUUGUAGGUAAUGACAUGAGAAAUAGGUUAGCCUCUUGGAUAUACCGUCGUUCUAGAUCAACAACCAGUCGGUGCUUCCAUAGAGUUUUGCGAGCGAUUUUAUCGUUAGAAAGUCAUUAUCUACAACAACCUAAAGGUGAUGUUGUCCCGAAAGAAAUUCAAGAGAAAAAGAGAUUUUAUCCUUUUUUCAAGGAUUGUGUAGGGGCAAUUGAUGGAACACAUGUUCGUGUCAAAGUACCAAACAAAGAUGCCGCUAGAUAUCGUGGUCGUAAAGGAUACCCGACAAUAAAUGUAUUGGCAGCUUGUACAUUUGACUUGAAAUUUACAUAUGUUCUAACUGGUUGGGAGGGGACUGCAUCAGACUCGAGAAUAAUAAAGGAUGCAUUUAGUAGAAGUGAUAAACUAGUAAUUCCUACCGGUAAAUACUAUUUAGUAGAUGCGGGUUUGCCUCAUACAAGCUCACUAAUGACACCAUAUAGAGGCGUUAGGUAUCACUUGAAAGAGUACUCAACCCGUGCCCCUGAGAACUCAAAGGAGUUGUUCAACCUUCGUCAUGCGUCAUUACGUAACGCAAUUGAACGAGCAUUUGGUGUCCUAAAAAAAAGGUUUCCUAUCAUUAGAAGUACAGCAGAACCAUUUUACUCUUGUCAAACACAGUCAGGCAUCUUUUUGGCAUGUUGCAUUUUACACAACUUUUUACUAGAGGAAGAUCGUGACAAAGAUCUUGAAGAUGAAGUCUUAAAUGAGCUUAGCACAACUCUUGAAAUGACUUUUACCAAAGCUCAUUUGAAGAAUCGUUUAAAGACGUUGAAAAACCGUUUUUCUGCCUGGUAUGAUAUGUUUCAGGGAACGUCAUUAAGUGGGUUCUCAUGGAAUCCUGAAACUCAACUAAUUGAAGCGGAGGAUGAAGUCUGGCAAAAAUUAAUAGACUCAAAGCCAAAAGCUGCGGCGUUGAAGACGAAGAAAGUCACAAACUAUGAUGAAAUGCUACAACUAUUCGCAAAGGAUAGGGCAUCAGGUGCACAAGCUGAAACUGCUAAAGAAAGAAAUGCCCGGUUGCAGAAGGAUGAUGGCAUUAACACAGACACACCUACAGAACUGGAUGAAUUCUUAGUUGCCAAUGAUGUAACUCUAGAGAGCCAAUACAAUCUUGAUGAUGAUGUACAUGUGGUUGAUCUUACGUCUUCUCUACCCGGGCAGUCUUCUAGUGCAAAGAAAUACAAGAGUAGAAAAAGAAAAGUCGAGCAAGUAGAUGAUGAUUUAACCUCAAGGAUUAUGAAUGGUGUUGGCAGCAUAGCUAAUGCUAUUGCUGAAGGUAAUAAAAUUAUUCAUGAAAGCAAUAAGAUACUUGAAAGAGUUCAUCAUGAAAGCAAUAAGAUACUUGAAAGAGUUCAUCAUCGCGAGUACACAGGUGAUGAAAUUAUUAAAGAAUUGGAACCGAUGGGUUUGGAACCUCAAGAAAUACCAUUGGCUUUCAAUUAUUUGGUGGAGAAUCAAGCUAAAGCGAGAUCAUUAUUUAGUUGUUCUUCUAAUAUGCGGUUGACUUUGCUGAGAGGUAUGAUGGGUUUAGGUAAUUAA